CCUGGAAUGAAGAGUUCGGGAAAACCGAUUAUUUUUGCUCCCUCUGAUGAGGCCUCACGGAUGAUACGUAGUUUUGUCGACGCCACCCUGGAGGUCGCACCAAGCGCUGUGUUACAAAUUCCACGUCAGACUCUGGCGCUACCGUGGCAAAACAUCGUACGGCUCAGCCUGGACCGCGGCGACCUUAAAUUUGGUUGUAUCGGUGUUUGAGGGGACAAGCGAGAGAGUGUUCAUGCCGUG
This is a messenger RNA of Guyanagaster necrorhizus, 240 nucleotides long. RefSeq lists its product as uncharacterized. Bases 7 to 210 code for a protein of 67 amino acids. Lineage: Eukaryota; Fungi; Basidiomycota; Agaricomycetes; Agaricales; Physalacriaceae. The record is from RefSeq and is a predicted model, not a curated record. The transcript has a single exon.